Babesia bigemina is the source of this 792-nucleotide messenger RNA. RefSeq lists its product as hypothetical. The transcript has a single exon. Lineage: Eukaryota; Apicomplexa; Aconoidasida; Piroplasmida; Babesiidae. The coding region runs from base 1 to 792 and encodes 263 amino acids. The record is from RefSeq and is a predicted model, not a curated record.
AUGGUGUGGGAGGCUGUGGAAGUUAAGCUGCCGACGGAAGUGACCGACAUGAUGGCACUGGACGCUCGUCAAAGAGCCGCGUAUACACCAAAUGUUCAGGUGAAGAACUUCUCAAACAACGAGCGUACACGCGUCGGUGAGCAAAACUCCUUGAUUCCCGAGGGGCAGCUACACGAUCUCAUGAAGAACAAUGUGAGUUGGCUGAUGGACCUAUUCUCCCAAAGCCCGGUUCAUCUGGAUACGACCUACGGAGCCCCUCGCGUCAAGAUACAUUCCCCUACGUGUUACAUGUUUGGGCUAAAGUCCAAAUACAUGCCUUCCGGCAAAUUGCAGGAGUUGGACGUGAGGAGUCGUAAGGCGGCACCAGAUGCGGCAUUAGCGGCUACAGUGACGGCGAUUUUCGAAAGCGAAGUUAAAUACAUCGAUCCAUCAUCGAUUAAUAAGCCCGUUAAGGAGGCCGCCAACGGACGUAAAGUUGGUCGCACGUCACGAGAUGUUGAUGGAUGCGCUGGUAUUGAGGUGUCGGACGAGGACGCAUGUGGCGACAACGAAUGCAGUUCUGUAGUGGAUUCUGAGCAUGCCAACAGAGGCACGAAGGAUACCACUAAAUCUCAAAUUGGUGUGGCAGUGAAGGACGUACCGCCUGCCAGUGCUGACGGCAGAUCUGCCGAUGGGCACGAAGCACUUCUGAAUCAUAUGCGGUUCGUGUGUCAUUUUCUCGUUUAUAUGGCGCAGAUCACGCUUUGUCGAAUUGGAGUCUGUAGCGAAGUUCGAGGACACUAUUUUGCAUGA